UGGAAUCAAAAACUGGUUUAGAUCGAAAGAAAGACGCGAGACAGACCGACAGAGAGAGCUAUGGCUUGCACGCACAAGAUUCUUGAGCAACGCCAGGUUCUUCCACCGGCGAGGUCAGUUCCGACAACGUCUCUUCCACUCACUUUCUUUGACAUACCAAUGCUUAGAAGCGAUGGCGUGAGAUGCCUCUACUUCUAUGAAUUCUCCCACCCAACCCAUCAUUUUACUCAAACUAUCCUUCCAACACUCACGGAUUCUCUCUCCCUCACUCUCCAACACUUUUUGCCACUCGUUGGAAAUCUCAUUUGCCCCCCACCUCCCGCCAAGCCCUAUAUCUUCUACACCCAGGGCGACUCAAUCCCAUUAACCAUUGCCGAGUCCACUGCCAUUUUCGACCACCUUACUGGCUACCACCCACGAGAUGUCAAAGACUUUUCCCACCUUGUUCCCAAGUUUCCACCCACCCAAAUGCCGAAUGAAACCUUUGUGUUCCCUCUUCUAGCCAUUCAAGUCACUCUGUUUCCCAACUCGGGCAUUUGCGUUGCCGUCACAAAUCGCCAUGUAAUCGAUGGACGGAUCCGUAGCCUUUUCAUGAAAUCUUGGGCGUCCAUUUUCAAAGCUGGAGGUCAUGAUUCUUCUUGUCUUGACAACUCACUGCGGCCAUUCUAUGAUAGAGAUGUGAUCAAAGACCCAAAUGGUAUCGAGGCCGUUUUCUUGGAAGAGUAUUUCCGCAUGAGAUCAUCAUGGAAGAAAGAUAUAGGGAGCACUCCUGUAUUUGAUGGGGAAAAUGUUUCGGCAACAUACGUACUAAAUCGACCAACUAUAGAAAGUCUGAAACAACGAUGCGAGAAAGACAAUGAGUCGUCAAACCCACAACAUUUCUCAAGCUUCGUGGUAACAUGCGCUUUCAUCUGGGUUUGCCGGAUGAAAACGCAAUUUCACGAAGGAGCUACAAGAUCAACGGAUGACGAUGAGCUUUGCUACUUCGGCUUUCCAGCAGAUUGCCGAGGCCGCCUCGAAUUUCCCGUACCCACGACAUACUUUGGAAACUGCUUAGCUCACCUUGACGCAGCUGCCAAAACGAGCGAGCUAGUGGGAGAUAACGGCUUUGUUGUAGCGGCGAAAGCCAUAGCAAGAGGAAUUUCGAAGCUGAAAAGUAGACCUUUAGAAGGCGCGGAGAAAUGGAUGGAAGAUAUGAACAAUUUAUUUAGAACGGGGCGUCUUCUCGUCGUCGGUGGGUCUCCAAGUUUUAAUGAUUAUGGGACGGAUUUUGGGUGGGGGUGGCCGAAAAAGUUCGAGGUGAUAUUCAACCAUUCAAUAUUUAUGUCUCUUGCUGAUUGUAGAGAUGACGACGGUGCUCUCGAAGUUGGGGUGGUGCUCAGAACUCGAGCUUCAAUGGACACUUUCUCUUCAAUAUUUGAACAAGCUCUAAAUUUACGCUACUGAUUUAUAUGCUUUGAUCUUCAACUUCAGCUAGCUGUUCCAGAUCGUCUUGCAACUUUAUUUGAAUUAUCUAAAUAACUCGGCUAGCUACGUGACUUGUUAUGGCAUUA
Alnus glutinosa is the source of this 1553-nucleotide messenger RNA. Its product is annotated as phenolic glucoside malonyltransferase 1-like. Bases 61 to 1446 code for a protein of 461 amino acids. The record is from RefSeq and is a predicted model, not a curated record. NCBI's taxonomy places the organism in Eukaryota, Viridiplantae, Streptophyta, Magnoliopsida, Fagales, Betulaceae. The transcript has a single exon.